Puccinia triticina is the source of this 1842-nucleotide messenger RNA. RefSeq lists its product as uncharacterized. Lineage: Eukaryota; Fungi; Basidiomycota; Pucciniomycetes; Pucciniales; Pucciniaceae. Bases 1 to 1842 code for a protein of 613 amino acids. The transcript has 11 exons. Gene Ontology annotation, biological process: purine ribonucleoside salvage; carbohydrate metabolic process. Gene Ontology annotation, molecular function: magnesium ion binding; phosphopentomutase activity. The record is from RefSeq and is a predicted model, not a curated record.
AUGACGACUUCCCAAGCCAUUCCACUAGAUUCGUUGGUACAGGAGUGGUUACGAUUGGAUCGCAAUCCAACGAGCAGGAAAGAAAUUGAACAACUCCAGCAAGAUAAGAAUCACGAUGAACUUGCCUCUCGGUUAUGCCAGCGUAUCAAGUUUGGAACUGCUGGCCUCAGGGCACAUAUGUCCGCGGGAUUCUCGAGAAUGAACGAUGUCACAGUGAUUCAGGCUAGCCAAGGUUUGGCUGCCUAUCUAAUCAAAGAUAUUCCAAACGCUACUCAGCAGGGCAUCGUUGUCGGACAUGAUCACCGCCAGAAUUCCCACAGGUUCGCCCGUCUCGCCGUCACUGCGUUUCUAAGGCGUGGUUUCAGAUGCUAUCUGCUCGAUGGGCUCGCAGCUACUCCAAUGGUCCCUUUUGGAGUCAAAUAUGUCGGAGCCGCUGCUGGCGUAAUGGUCACUGCUUCCCACAAUCCAGCCGCUGACAACGGCUACAAGCUAUACUAUUCAAACGCUGUCCAAAUCAUUUCGCCCCACGACAAAGGUAUCGCUGCGUCCAUAGAACAAAACUUAGAAAUAGACGAGGAAGCUUGGAAUACAGAGCCCACCAUGCAGACUAAAGCUUUAGUUAUCAAUCGAACACAAGAGAUACAAGACGCGUAUUUCAAGGCAAUUUCUGGCUUGGUAAGACACUCCAGAUCGGAGAAUUCAGAGACUCCAAUAAAAUUUGUAUACACGCCAAUGCACGGUGUUGGUUAUACAUUCGCCACCCGAGCUUGCAUUGAGAUAGCAGGCUUUCCAAAUGAUGCUUGGCUUCCUGUCGAAGCCCAAAAAAAUCCUGACCCGGAUUUUCCAACCGUCAAGUUUCCAAAUCCUGAAGAAAAGGGCGCUCUCGACAUGGCCAUCAGCUUAGGAAACAAAACUCUGGAGUCGAAUCCCGCACAGAAAGUGAUGAUUAUCGCCAAUGAUCCUGAUGCUGAUCGGUUCUGUGCUGCCGAACGGGUGGGAUCUUCUUGGAAGGUGUUUUCUGGCGACCAGAUUGGGAGCAUCCUUGCUUGUUGGACGUUGCAGAACUUCAAAAAAUUAGGAAAACCACUAGAUCGGAUCGCAAUGUUGUCCUCUACCGUCUCAUCUCAUUUGCUAGCCCAGGUCGCUCGUCAGGAAGGAUUCAAAUUCAAAGAAACUUUGACCGGGUUUAAGAACCUUGGGAACGAAGCUUUGAAUCUUGAAAAAGAGGGGUAUAAAGUUUUGUUUGCUUAUGAAGAAGCUCUUGGUUACAUGUUUGAGACGGGGAUUUUUGAUAAAGAUGGGCUUGCCGCGAUAGUGGUAUGGGCGGAGCUUGCCACUGAACUGGCCCAGCGUGGCAGUUCAGUUGCAGACUAUCUGGAAUCGAUUUAUAAAACCUAUGGUUACUUUGCUACCAAUAACGGCUAUUUCGUCUGCAAGGAUCCGUCCGCAGUCAAAACUAAAUUCCAAAGACUGCGUUUUGGUGAUCAAGCUGAAGAAAGGGCCGAUCCCUCCAGUCGAUCAAUGAUGUUGGAACAACUCCGCUUUCCCACAACCUUGGCAGGUUAUCCAAUCACUCGAAUCCGAGAUCUGACGAUAGCCUAUGACAAUAGCUACCCGCCUCAAUGCGUACCUGAUCUUCGUUCAUCGUCGGAUGAAAUGAUUACUUUUUACGUUGGAGGGGAAGCAGGAGAAGUGAUUGCUACUUUAAGGACCAGCGGCACCGAGUCUUGGAAGUUGAAAUAUUACGUCGAAGGAAGCGCUGUGGACCAACUUACUGCUCAAAAUAAAGUUGACCAAAUUGUCGAAGCUCUUGGCGAGGAGUGGGGUUUUUCUAAUCUAUAA